Drosophila montana is the source of this 744-nucleotide messenger RNA. RefSeq names its product saturn (gene saturn). Bases 129 to 488 code for a protein of 119 amino acids. The transcript has 3 exons. Lineage: Eukaryota; Metazoa; Arthropoda; Insecta; Diptera; Drosophilidae. The record is from RefSeq and is a predicted model, not a curated record.
UUUAUUACAAAUGUGUUGUUUAAUAUUUCCAGAAAUAGGAUAACAUAUCCUUUUUUAAAUUUCUGCUUAUUCCUCAGAAUAAAUUUUCAUAACUUUUAAAAAUUUGUAACUGUUUGAAAUUUGCCACAAUGUGGACUUACAAGGAGGUUAUAAGCACCGAGACAGCCAUUAAGAUGUCGCCCACUUGUCGGGGCUGGCCGACUUCGUGCUGGUUUCUUGUAAAGGCGAUUGGUGGUUGUCGGGCUGUGGGACUGGAUGAUCAUCAGUUUUUGUGGCUUUUACUCACUAUUUUAACGUUCUCAAUCAUGUUUGCCCUACAAAUGAUAAAGCGUUACCAGAAUAAGCUUCGCGUCGAUAUACUACUUGAACAGGAACUAAAUCAGAAACGCUUCGAAGAGAGCAUGGACAAUUUACUUGCAGCCAGAACUUUACAGAAGAAUCUCGAGCAAUAUGAUAGCCUAUUCAAUGAUAUGUUAAAAAUCCUAUAAGGAGGCAUCUACCUACUCGACCUCUCUACAGAGCACUUCCUGUACCAGUCAUUGCACACAAACGGUAACUACAAGCCCGAUAAGGCGGACCCGGAUACCAUCACCUUCCCCAACCAGGCAGUAUACUCGGGCUCCAACUGAAAGAUCUAAGUCUUCCCAUUUAACUCAGUUUUUUUCACGCAUCAAAACUCCUCCAGUCCGGCGCAAUUGAUUUUAAAAUAUGGCUAGAAGGGUUAGUUGUUUAGAUUUUGAUUUG